UUAUCAUACCUAGGUGGAAGGAAUAAAAGGUUGACCACCCAAGAGUUUUCUCAGGUUUGUAUACAAAAGUUUGCUCAACAUGCCCGAAAUAAAGCAAGAUUAUGACCUGGUGGUCAUAGGCGCGGGCCCGCAUGGGCUCAUCGCCGCCCAUACCUGGCUUGAACUAUAUCCGACCUCGCGAGUCGCCAUUCUAGAAAGUGAAGAAGAAGUUGGAGGAACUUGGGCAAAGGGUCGGAUCUACCCAGGCAUGAUGACCCAAAGUCCAAUGGGCAAAAUCGAAUUUAGCUGUUACCCGAUGCCGCCGCCGAAGAAUACCCACUUCAAUUUGAUGCCUGGUAGUCAUGUCUCAGCAUACCUCGAGGCCUUCUCACAGCAUAAGUCGUGGGCUGGAAAGACACUGCGAGAUCGUGUGAAGUUCAAUUUCAAUGUUGACAGUGUUUCUUGGGCCGAGACCGACGGGGCUAGGUUGUAUACAAUUCGCAGCAAAACCCGAGACAUAGUUACAUGCCGAAAACUCAUGGUAGCUACCGGACUGACGAAUAUCCCCUAUCUCCCAACCUUCAAGAUCGAGAAAGGGAAGGAAUUCAUCCGCCCUAUUAUCCACAGCAAAUACCUUGCCAAGAAUGCCGACCUCCUGCUAUCUCCAGCCAUCCAGAAAGUCGUGGUGUUGGGAGGUGCCAAAUCCGCCUUCGACACAGUGCAAAUCCUUAUCCACGGCGGGAAAGAAGUAACAUGGCUCAUCCGCGAUGACGGCGCCGGACCAGCAUUCAUGGGCGAUCCCAAACCGCCGCCGAUCUUCGGGCUCAAGAACACCAGCGAGCUGGUCAGCACACGGUUCGUCUCUAAGCUCUCGCCUUCGAUCUUCGAGCCCGUGGACGGCUGGGCACGUUUCUGGCACCAGAGUAAGAUUGGGAUCGCGAUCAGUGCGUUUUUCUGGAGGAUGCUUACGCUUAAGUUUUUGGUGGCUGCUGGGUAUGACAAAGAUGAGAGGCUGCUUCCGUUGAAACCGGAGAGGCCGGUUUAUUAUGCGCAGACUACUGGCAUUACGAAUUCGGCGGAUACGUGGGAGACGGUUGCUAAGGCGAGGGUUUUGAAGAAAGGAAUUGAGAGAUUGAGUGAGAAGGAGAUUGUGCUUGUGGGUGGAGAGAGGGUGGCUUGUGAUGCUUUGAUUGCUUGCACGGGGUGGGACGCGAAGGUUGGCUUCUUGUCCACUGAACAGUCUACCGAACUUGGUUUGCCGGUUGACCUCAAAGAAGAGUCUGUUUCUGACAGGAAACAUUGGGAGGCGUUGAUUGCAGAGGCUGAUAAGGAGGUUCUCAUACGCUUCCCUCGACUGGAAGAACAACCGGCAUUUCCAUCAGCCAGUUGGCGAACUAGUCCCUCAAAAUUGUACAGAUGUAUGGUCCCAACGAGCCUAGGUUUCAAUGACGGUGGGAUUGUGUUUCUUGGACACUUUAUUGCCAGAGAUACCAUGACCUUGGCUGAGAUUCAAGCAUUGUGGGCGGUGGCAUAUAUGAACGGUAGACUGCCAAGAAAGACGGGGAAGGAAAUGGAGAAAGAAGUGGCGCUAGUGAUUGCAUGGCGGCGGAGGAGAUAUCUCGGUGAUGGACAUGCCUUUCUUUUUGAUGGGCAUGAGUACUACAGCCAGCUUCUACGGGAUCUUGGCAUAAUGGAUGUGAGGAAGAGCGGGGCAUGGAAAGAGAUCUUUUUUCCUUACGAUGUGUACGACUAUCGUGGGUUGAUAGAGGAGUACAAAGCUAAGCAUGGCUGAUGCUUCUUCUGGACCUCUGUUCACAUUUCCAUUGCGGUACCGACAUGGAUACAUGAAGAUGUAAUAGAGAACAACUUGCGCAUUAAUCAUGGUCGAAAAUAAACAACUCCAUUAUAUCUGAUUGUCAAUUCCCCUUCGGGCCCGAAUGACGCUUAUACGAGUCUUAAAGUCUUCAAGUCUCACAUUUCUG
This is a messenger RNA of Mollisia scopiformis, 1961 nucleotides long. Its product is annotated as FAD/NAD(P)-binding domain-containing protein. The coding region runs from base 80 to 1771 and encodes 563 amino acids. The transcript is spliced from 4 exons. NCBI's taxonomy places the organism in Eukaryota, Fungi, Ascomycota, Leotiomycetes, Helotiales, Mollisiaceae. The record is from RefSeq and is a predicted model, not a curated record.